UGACAAAUCACAACUCAUCAAUACGAUGAGAUUACAAAACGUUUUUUAAUUAAAUGUACAAAAUGUUAUAAAAAAAAUAUCCGAAAUAUUCUUCUAAAUUAUUAGUGUAAACAAAUAACACAAAAAUAUUACAAAAUGAGUGGUGAUAAAAAAGGAAAAGAUGCACCGAAACCACGUACGAUACCCAAAUACAUGAACUUCAUCAUUGGAGGCACCGCCGGGAUGAUGGGAAUUACUAUAGUACAGCCGGCCGACUUGUUGAAGACCCGUAUGCAGUUACUGGGUCCCGCUGGCAAAAACGCGUCGUUAAUGAAGGUUGCAGGUGAUAUCCUGAGAAAAGAGGGUAUUCGAGGUUUCUACGUAGGUCUAUCGGCUGCCCUGCUCCGCCAGGCCACCUACGGCACUGGUAGGCUUGGCUGCUUCAAUGCAAUAUUCGACUGGCAUAAAGCUAAUCGCGGCGUUCCCAAUUUUCCAACGAAGAUCGUAAUAGGUGUGGUUUCCGGUGCUUUUGGAGCAUGGAUAGGCACACCUGCUGAAGUAGCGCUUAUUCGGAUGACUGCUGACGGCAGGUUACCGCCAGAAAAGAGGAGAAACUAUAAAAAUGCAUUCAACGCUCUCACCAGAAUAACGCGAGAAGAAGGCAUAACAACACUAUGGAGGGGCGCCGGUGCGACUGUCAGCAGGGCUAUGGUGGUCAAUGGCGCCCAACUGGGCUCCUAUUCCCAGGCUCGAGAAAUGCUUCUGCCGUACAUGUAUGAUGGCUUACCACUUCACGCAGCAGCAGCCAUGAUUGCCGGCUUCAUCACUAGUGUUGCCUCACUGCCCGUCGACAUUGUAAAGACCAGAGUACAGAACGCAGAAAAGGGUACGGGCCAAUUACAAGUUUUGAGGAGUGUCAUACAAAACGAAGGCUUUAUGACUCUCUGGAGCGGUUUGAUGCCGACCUACGCCAAAAUCGGACCUAUGACUAUAUUUAUAUUUGUAUUCUUAGAACAGCUCAACAAACUGUACCUCCGAGUAACAAGUUGAAUGUAAAUUGAAGUGGACGUGGUUGUCAAAAGAAUAAAGAGUCAAAAAUAAACCGUCAACAAUUGAAAGGCACGGGAAAAAAUUGAAAAAGGGAAAUAUUGAAAAAGAACAUUGCUUACAUACCAAUAUAAGAACAGUGAGGUACUUACUUAACUUAUAAAAAGAAACGUGUCGAGUUCAUACCCAUGUGAGUCAAGAACGAGAUGUUGUACGUGUUACUUACGUGUGGAAUUGGAGUAUACAAUUUUAAAAUAAUUAGUUCUGUGACAAUUAAAUAUAAUACGCAUCUAACGACCAAUUACCUGUACAGAAGCCGAAGAAGCAUAUUAUACAGAAGCAUUACACAAAUACCAUGUUUUGUCUGUGUAUUUUUAUUACCUCAUUUUUAUAC
This is a messenger RNA of Spodoptera litura, 1420 nucleotides long. RefSeq names its product mitochondrial 2-oxoglutarate/malate carrier protein-like. NCBI's taxonomy places the organism in Eukaryota, Metazoa, Arthropoda, Insecta, Lepidoptera, Noctuidae. Gene Ontology annotation, biological process: transmembrane transport. The record is from RefSeq and is a predicted model, not a curated record.